CAACCUGUCAAGUGGAGAGGCUGGGACAAACGUUUCAGCUUCCCCCUGGCUUGGCCACUCAAAGCUCCGGCCCACCAAUUUACACGAAGGUCCGCUAGGGUAUACGUUUUAUGACGCCAGCUGAGAUAAUGUAAUGCAACGCAGUCGUACGAAAAGAGGGACCACCGCACGUAGAGGAUUUAUAUGCACCGAGGCUUGAGUAGCGAUAGAUUACUGGCUAGCUAGCCUAGCUAACCCACCGCAACCCCCCGAGUUUCGUCGGCGUAGCCUCUCCGCUGUGAAGUUCGGGCUGUCAGUCCUGGUCACAGUCACACGUCAGUUUUCGCCGACCACUAUUUUGGAAAUUUGGUUUUAAGAGGGACACAAUGGGUGCAUUUCUGGACAAACCAAAGAUGGAAAAAUAUAAUUCCCAUGGUGAGGGUAACUACCUGAGAUAUGGGCUGAGCAGCAUGCAGGGUUGGCGGGUAGAGAUGGAAGAUGCACACACAGCAGUAAUUGGUCUGCCCCAUGGUCUCGACCUCUGGUCCUUCUUUGCCGUUUAUGACGGGCAUGCUGGCUCUCAGGUGGCCAAGUAUUGCUGUGAGCACCUGUUGGAGCACAUCACCAGCAACUCAGACUUCCAGAGUGCUCUGCAGGAGGACCCCUCUGUGGAAAGCGUGAAGACUGGGAUCCGCACAGGUUUUCUGCAGAUCGAUGAACACAUGCGAACCAUCUCCGAGAAGAAGCACGGUGUGGACCGCAGUGGCUCCACUGCAGUGGGAGUGAUGAUUGCACCAAGCCAUAUCUACUUUAUCAACUGUGGCGACUCAAGGGGGCUCCUCAGUCGUGGUGGAGCUGUGCACUUCUUCACACAAGACCACAAACCCAGCAACCCCUUGGAGAAGGAAAGGAUUCAGAACGCUGGUGGCUCAGUCAUGAUCCAGCGGGUGAAUGGCUCCCUAGCUGUCUCUCGAGCUCUGGGAGACUUCGACUACAAGUGUGUGCAUGGAAAAGGCCAGACGGAGCAGCUUGUUUCUCCUGAACCUGAAGUUUAUGCAAUAGAGAGAUGUGAAGGGGAAGACGAAUUCAUUAUACUAGCUUGUGAUGGCAUCUGGGAUGUCAUGGCCAAUGAGGAACUGUGUGACUUUGUCAGAUCGAGGCUAGAAGUGACAGAUGAUCUUGAAAGAGUCAGCAAUGAAAUUGUUGACACCUGCUUGUAUAAGGGAAGCCGGGACAAUAUGAGUGUUGUGCUAAUCUGCUUUCCCGGAGCCCCAAAGGUAUCACCAGAAGCGGUGAAACGGGAGGCUGAGCUGGAUAAAUAUCUGGAAGCCAGAGUAGAAGAGAUCAUCAAAAAGCAAGGGGAUGAAGGUGUCCCAGAUUUGGUCCAUGUCAUGCGAACAUUAGCAUCUGAGAGCAUCCCUAAUCUCCCUCCUGGAGGAGAGCUGGCAAGCAAACGAAGUGUUAUUGAAGCAGUCUACAACAAACUCAACCCCUACCGAAGUGAUGACACAGACUCUGCGUCCACAGACGACAUGUGGUAACACAACCUCCUACCACUAACACAGCAUAGAGUUUACAAACCACCAUCCUCUCAAGACCCACAGCAGCUCAGCUCAGCAGUCUGUCUCGCCGUCACUCUGAGCUUUUGGUUUCUAAGAAGGGAAUAUCAUGGGAGGAGGAGGAGGAGGAGGAGGAGGAGGAAGAGGAUUUGCAUGCACACAAACCUGGAAUAGUGCUGCACCAGUCCACUCUGGAGUUCAGGAUCCUCACCAUCUUGUCUCCCAUAUAUGUUCACCCACUUAAAAAUACUCUCCUCUAAAGUAAUCCAUAACAAGUGAGUCCGCAAAGUUUUCUUUCUUUUUUUUUUUCUUUUUUUUUGUUAAAUAAUCAGCUUAAGUAGUAAGAUUGUUUUGUUGUUGCUGUAAUUAAUUUGAUUCACAUUUCCUUGUGUGUGUUUGUAUAUUUCUGUUUUUGUGAAGUGCAAUUGUCCUGUACAAACGGCCUGUAUUUAAUGCAGCUUGAUUUUAAGUUAAAAAAUGAAAGAAUUGAAAAAGAGAACCUUUAUGCACUAUCUGCCUUCUCCUGCUCUUCUGGAAUUCUAACAGAUGUCUGUUCAGUGGAUAUUCUCGCUUGUCCUCCAGGCACAAUGUCGCCGCGCUUUUACUUUUCCUUCAUUCUUUUUUUCAGUUAGUCUAUGCUCCUUUUAAAAAAAAAACAAAAAAAAACAAACGGGUAAAUUGUAUAGUCGACAGCACAGUAAGCUCUAUAUCAAUUUAAAUCCUAAUUAUUUGUUUUCCCCUGUGCUUUUUUUAUUGUGUUUUAUUUUUGUACGUGGCUUUCUGUACAUGCUUAAAUAAUAAUUGCAAAGUGUGAAGCAAAACAUUUUCUUUCUUUUUUUUAAAUUUCUUUAUGGCAUCAGAUAAAAAAACAAAAACAACCCUGUUGACAUGUUUGUCUGUGCGGAUGGUUUCUUGCAAGCGUGCGUGGGUGCUUGUGUGUGUGUGUGUGUGUGUAUGUGCGCACGUGUGUUUCGUCUCGCAGCAUAAAUGUACGUGCGACUCUAAUUUAAGUUUGCUGAGGUGGUCGGGACAACAGAUCAGGCUUGGAGUUUAAGGGAAUGACCCCACUGCUCACCCAUUGUCUGCCAUUUAUUAUAUAUAUAUAUAUAUUUUUUUUUUUCCACUCUGCCAGUGUUUUGUAUCGAUUUAAAAUUGUCUCUCACUACUUCUUACUCCACAAAACUUUGGUUAACAGAGUUGACAUGCUGUUAAGCUAUUUGAACAACGUUAAGCUAUAUAUCAGAACUAUACUGUAACCCGAGAUGACACAAGUAGUUAAAUUUUAUGGCUUACUAAGGUUUGUAGCUAUUUAAGUCUUGACUAUUUUACACAUCUAUUGUGUUUGUAUUUUAUGAUCACUUUCUAAACCUCCAUUGUAACAGUACCAGUGCCCACAGUGGGUGCCAUACGAUUCACGAUCACUUACUUCAGCUUUACGACAGCCUAUGCCAAGUUUUAUUUUUCCAUGAGGUCCAGUUUUUGUAUGUGGUACAAACGGAGUUUUAGCUUCCGACGUGAACAGUUCUUAAACUGUUUUUUUUUUUAGGUCGUCGCCUGUUGCUAGGUUGAAAAUGGGAGAACUAUGGACAAUAUUUGGAAGUUCACACCAAGAACAAAUCCUCUAACCUACCAUGAUUUCUCAUGAUUGUAUAGCACUUUUCUUGUUCCCAUCUGGUUUUGCUUUGCUUAAAAAAAAAACAAAAACAAAAACCCUCCCCUGUGCCACCACAACGCCACAGCACAAUACAGUUUGCUGCUAUAGUGUAUGAUCUGUGGGUUCUGUUUUUCAGUUAAUCCCCGCCCCCAUACCCCCCCCUCCUGAAAAGAUGACUAAACCUGUAUCUUAACACACAACCGUAGAUAAAUCUCUUGAAAAGAAAUUGUUUUAUUUCAGAUUUCUGAUCCUUUUUUUUUUUUUUUUUUGUCUAAAAUUGCAUUGUUUUGAAAUUUAUGUAUGUAUAUAUUUUUGACUCAAAAUUUCAAGUAAUAAAUCAUGUCGCUUGAGUUAGAUCUUUGCCAUGGACAAAAUGUGAUUCUGGAUGUGUCUUUGGUAUAUUAUAAGUUUAGUUUUUGUGUGUGGGUGUCCCGUCUCGGCAACUGAGGAUUCCAUUUUCAUAACAAUGAUGUACUAAAAAUCAGUAAUACUUGAGUUAUCAUUUUCACUGCAUUUAGGUUUGUGGUUGGUUGCAAAUUAAAAAAAAAUCUAAAAAAAACAAACAUUAGUUUUCACUAUAAUCCAUAAGCUGCUUCCUAAUAUCCUUUUGUGACAAAGCUGCCAAAAAACACUUUGUACCUGCGAAUUCUCUAAAAGACAUCACUGUCGUUGGUCUUUUAAAGUUACUCUGUGGUAUUUCUGAGCACUGGUGGCGCUGUUGAGCACAUGCUCGAGAUCAAACUCCGUGUAUCAUUCGUUUUUCAAAAUCAAAUGGGAAAAAAAAAAAACGGAUUAUGACUCUGUUUUUCUUUUUUCAGAUUCCCAAUAUUGUGCUCAAAUGAAAAAGGAAAGAGAAAAAAAAAUGGAUAACGAGCGUUUCCAGUUUUGAUUUUUACAUGUAACGCAAAUUACGUGACCUGAAGGGUGCAUAACCCGGUAGUGACCUGUGACAGUGGAGCUUCACACGGGACAACGAUCAUAAAAGUGUCUGCAAAUCAAAAAAAAAAAAAAAAUUCCAUUUUUAUGCUGUAACGUUUACAGAAAAUUUGACGACACUAGACUGUGUUAUGGUGAAGUUAUUGAAUAUUUUCUAAAUAUCUUUUUUCCCGUGUUGCACUUUGUAGACGGUCCCUGUGCCCCUGAGUCACUGAUGACUGCACGUAGAGAUCAACGUAGUUUCUCCAGCUCUUUUUAGUGAGAACAAUGCUGUAGCUUGUUGUCCACGUUUCUACGAUUCGAAAUAUGUCUCGCAUGUGUUUCAACAAUGUUUCCUUGAAAUGUAAUUGAUCGCGGAAUUUCAAAUUUGUGAAUAUCUUUCCAACUUGCACGUCAGAUGGAAAAAUCUAAAUUGAACGAAACGGGAAACACUCGUUAUCCGUUUUUUUCAUUUUAUUUUGAAAAUCAAAUACAGUUCGUUAUCUGUUUUUUUUCCCUAUAUUUCCUUUCCUUUUUAAAUGAACCAAUAAAAAUAAAACACUGAAAAUGUUAUAAGACGUUUGAAUUUUGAACAUUUCUACCCAUGAAUUUGCAAAAGAAAAUUGCCGGCCGUUAACUUUUGAUUUACAGUGUUGUAUUUCUACCACGAUAUACUUCCCCGCACUUGUGUAUACACUCGUGCUCAUUUAUGGAAAAAGAAACCAAACAAAACCCCGGUUUAUUUAGCGUUUCAGGAGAAAACAUUUGAAUGAAUAAGUCUAAGCUCUUUCAUUUUGUGCUGCGUUACCUGUGUUUGUGAAGUGAGUGCACUAAGUCAAGUCUCUUAUUCAAGCGUUCUCAGCACCCAGCGGUUUUGUUGCCCAACUGGUAGGUGUCGACGACUCUUGAGAAACCUUUCAAGCAUCCGUCGUACAGCUUGAUAAAGAACAAACCUGACCCCUCCCCCCCCACGUCACCUCCCUGCACAGUUCUAUAUAUUUUGUCAGAGAAAUUAUAUAAAUAAAUCCAGACCUAGACUUAAUCCACUAUUUAUUUUUCUUUUAAAAACAAAAAUAGUCGUAGAUACUCAUUAAAAAGAAAAUCCAGCCCGUCGCCAUCUUUGAAAAACAUUAACAAAAAAAGGAAGAGAUAAAAGCCCCUAAGUAUCUAUUGUUUGACUUUUUUAUGAACUGAAAUACCUCAUAACAUUUAUAGGAAGCAUUUUUUUUUCUCUUUGGUUUUCUGGUGCGAUGUAGAUCCAAACUCAGGUUCACUUUAGUUCCUCUGGUCCUAAACUAGAACCUGCGAUGUGAACACUGGUCUGUUAGGGAUGGGAUGGCUCUGUGUACUUGUGUACAGUGUUUGACUGAGAAGGCUAAUAAUCCCAUUUUAGGAACACUAUUGGCCAAGAAUCAUAAAGCGAUCGACUUAAAAAAAUGCUCGUGUGUGUAGUUGUGUGUUUAGGUCUUUCGGGGGGAAACGUGCGGGGAAAAUAGUCGUGACUAAAAUGAUCGUAUAGUCAUAUGCACUGAUCGUCUGUAUAAUCAGCUUUUUUUUUUCCUUCCAGAAUUGUUAUUGUAGAAAAAAAAAGAUGAUAAAGCUAUUUACAGAGUGACCAUUGGUCGCCUGUAUAUUCUUGUACAGAGUACUACCUGGCUUCAAUUUUAAGAGAUUUAAAAAAAAUAAAUAAAUAAAUAAAAAAAAUAAACGCUUGCGUCCUGUUGGUGUACCUCGGUCGUUGGUAUUUACUGUGUAACCCCGAGCAGUGGCAGUUCAUUUGUCUCCUUGCUGGGUGAACCUGAGCCUCACUUUGCUGAUGUUUCUCAGCUCAUAAAUAAGCUCACCGAUUUGCCUUACCCGAUCUCAUGUUGCCCCCCCCCCCCACACCCCUUAAAGUACUUGUACAAGAGAACACUAUGCGUAAUGGUGCGGACAUUACACUCGAUGUUAGGUACGAGCUACUAACAACUUCGUUCCUGGUCGUAACAUGGUACAACCUUUUUUUUUUUUUUUUUUUUUUAAAUCCCUCACAUCUCCCGCUCCCUCCAUGUUUCCUGUUCUUGAAAAAGCUUAUUUAACCCCCCCCUGUCCCCGUCCCUCCCCCACUGCAGAUGACGUCACGUACAGUGCACCCACUCGUCCACACGUCUGCUCUAUUUAUAAUUACGUUCGAGAAUAGCUUUAGAGUGCUGUAGAUAAGUAAUUGUCGGUGUUGAUUCAAAUGCUUCAGAGGCCUCCUGUGAGGGGUUCGACAAAAGUACAUGAACUGUAUAUUUUGUAUUAUGUUCUCGUUCACAAGGAACGGCAAAACGAAAAAAAAGAAAGAAAGAAAGAGUAACUGUUUAAAAAAAGCUUUGUUCCCCUGAACUAAAUUGUACUAUUUGUGUUGUUGAUUGAACAAAUUGCAUUCCUUGCUUGUGAAUUGAUGCAUUUCUCUCUCUCUCUCUCUCCGUACAUUUUCUCCCCUUCUUUCCUUCCUUUCUUUCUUUCAUUUUUUUUAGCCUUUGAAGUUUGAAUAAAAUUUCUAGUUUGCAGAAUGUAUUACUAAAUAAAUGGGUUGUCAUCUUGUA
Solea solea (common sole) is the source of this 6677-nucleotide messenger RNA. It is a transcript of the gene ppm1aa, whose product is annotated as protein phosphatase, Mg2+/Mn2+ dependent, 1Aa. NCBI's taxonomy places the organism in Eukaryota, Metazoa, Chordata, Actinopteri, Pleuronectiformes, Soleidae. The transcript has 6 exons. Gene Ontology annotation, cellular component: cytosol; nucleus. The coding region runs from base 366 to 1520 and encodes 384 amino acids. Gene Ontology annotation, biological process: protein dephosphorylation; positive regulation of canonical Wnt signaling pathway; positive regulation of canonical NF-kappaB signal transduction. Gene Ontology annotation, molecular function: protein serine/threonine phosphatase activity; magnesium ion binding; manganese ion binding. The record is from RefSeq and is a predicted model, not a curated record.